Aspergillus mulundensis is the source of this 654-nucleotide messenger RNA. RefSeq lists its product as uncharacterized. Lineage: Eukaryota; Fungi; Ascomycota; Eurotiomycetes; Eurotiales; Aspergillaceae. Bases 1 to 654 code for a protein of 217 amino acids. The transcript is spliced from 2 exons. The record is from RefSeq and is a predicted model, not a curated record.
AUGAUGUUCAAUCUGUGGCUAGUUGACUGGGUCAAGUUCUGCAUUCAGCACUGCCCCGGCGGCGAGCGGGUUUGGCCCCGAAGUGAGGAAGUGGAGGGAAGAAGGGAACAACCAGAACACCAAGCAAUCGUCGCUGGUUCGGACAAAUCAAGGACCUCGGCGACCGAUAACAGGGGUCUUGUGAAGGACAUCAAUGAGCGGCUGGACGAACUCCAGCGUCUACUGAACAUCACCUGCGAAAUGGACGCACGGACCCGUCGUCUUGAACAGGUUGCGCGGCGGCUUACUAAAAUCCAGCGUCGCGAGGACGCGCAUGCCCGCGGGCUCGAUGAAGCUCUGAAGCAGGUGACUGAACUCCGGCGUCGCGAGGACACGCGGUCCCGUCGGCUUGAUGAAGCUCUGAAGCAACUGGCUGAAUAUUGUCCCGAGUUGCGUAAAGAGCCGGCUACAUGCUGCUCAUCGGUGGCUUGCGAUGAAGUUGAGACAAAUUCAUUCCGGCCACCCUAUCCGUCCUCGACCACGAUUUUGACGAAUGCUGCCAGCGCAACAGGCCAUGUCCCGGAGAAUUCCCGACCGCCCUGUCGUCACCGCCAGUCCUGGGUUGCGGAUUCUCUCGCCGGCCUCGCAUCUGCCCGUCAUCAUUCGGCGCAAUAA